UUUGUUAUCAAAGUACCACUGUUUUGGAAUGAUCUUCUGGAUGGCACCAACUGUAAGGUAGCAGUUUGAAUGUUGGUGUUUUACAUUAACUUCCAUUAGUAAAUUAGGAGAAAGUGCCCAGACUGUAAAAGAAAGUUCAAAGUACAAUGUACUCCUGCUAGCUGUGUUGUGCAUUCCUUAGCAAGAUCAAAAAGUCAGUUUUUUUUUUUUCUCACAUUUUCCAUGGGAAUUAACAACAGUUUGAAAGUGUUUACUAAUUGUGGUUACCCUUCACAUUGCAGCUUGUGAUUAGUCGGAAAUCUUGGCGGUAAAUAAUAUACGUGGGAGUAUUCUUAGGGCUCCUGGGUGUACGGGAAUUUGUCGCAAAAAUUAAAUGCGAGACGAUGUUAGUAAUAGUUUAAUGACACUUGGAAUGGUAUGUAUUUAGAAAUAUCUGACUACUGAUUGCAGUUGCAACUUCCCGGAUGGUGGGAUGCGUGGGGGAAGUGACCUACAUCAUUUCUUAUUCCUCCCUGCCCCUUCAAAAACUUUUCAGCAACCCCUUUGAGACAAUAUCUCUGCAUUAAAGAAUGUCAUUGAUAUUUCGUGAAUAUAAUAGCAUUGUACCAGGCUGUCAUUUUAAAGCAGCAAUAUAGGGGAAGUAAGUAAUAACAAUCAAAAGCUUGCAGGUGUCCUGACUAGUGGGAAUCUUCAUCGCCAUGAUUAUGAGAAGAGCGGCUAAUGACACCCGGGAAGUCUGCCGCGCAACCGGUUGGAGAUUUUAUGCGAUCGCAAAUGGCGGGAAAAACGUGUCGUUGUUUUUGCGGACGAGAACGGAUAUAAUCUUUGACACCUACUCCCCUUUUCGGAGCGGUAAUUCGCCAGUUUUCACCGGGUUCUCGGAAAACAGACUUUAGCUGGGUGUCGGCCACGAAUAUGUACGCGGGCGGUGGUGAGGCCAGUAAUGGGUGCUCUGAGUCAUUUCUUUGUCGUUGGUACCGGCUACUGCAGGGCGGGUUCAUUUUAGCCCAUGGGCACAGCAUGAAUUAUAUCAACAGGGUAUCUUCUCGGACAUCGCGAUUGCGGUACCGAACUUAGUUCCGCCAAAAAUAUCACUUAUCCCGCGGCGCAAGUUCGUUUAAAGCCUCGCCUCAUUCCGCCGGCCAGUAGUAAUACAAGUUUACAGCUAAAGCUUCGGAGGUUUUUUUUAAAGUUAGACUGGAUAUAUCGACUUUUCAAAAUUGUUCAACUCGACACACACGAACGCACACUUUUAUUGUGAAGAUAUUCUCGGUGUGGGGUCAUUUUCUAGCCAUUUCUCCGGCGCCGGACAUGCUCUGGUUAUUACGCAACUCCGAGAGUUUAGCACGUUUGCUGCGUCAUUUUUUCAACAAGGCAUUGUCUAGCCUAUACUACGUUCUCAACGUGACUGAACUGGGAGUACACUUGGGGAUUGUUUGAACGUUGUAUUCUAAAAUAAAAGUGGUAGCGUCCGCCUACGCGACAAGGCGAUCGAGCAGCAAAUGCGCAAUAGAUUUACAUCGCUGCCUGCUCGGUAAAAGGAAACGAAGGAGCACAAAAACGUGUUGUUCCUGACAGCGGACAACACAGCAGUAGUGCUGAGAGGCGUCAAAGAGUUCGGCGGAUGACAGAUGUCCGAGCAAGGCGAUUCAUUCGAAAUGGAAUAUGGCUUUCAAUGACAGGAGCGGUACAUGUGCAGGGAUUCGCGUAGCGCAGAAUAUACCUGAUCCGACGCUUUACCGCUUUUUUUGCGAAACCAUGCGGUAUAAAGAGGGUUACUGUAUCUGUUUUAUUUUGAUCUGUUUGUGUUUUAAGGCGGCAAUGACAGCUCGAAACCGACCAACCGGUCCAACAAAAGCUACGCCUUCCUCACCAAGAAUCGUGCAACAAAAGUGUAUUCACCCAAGGUCUGGCAACUAAGCGUGUUUUUUAGCACGCGUUCUCUGAAAAUAUUCUUUAGAUUUAUUCAUAAAACAAUAUUUAUAACACUCUGCAGUGACUACGAAUAACUUUAGUCGUUGAUUUUUAAACCGACUCUUGAUAUUGCACAAAAAAAGCAAAAAUGCCGGUAGGACGCCAAAAUUUUUAGCCAAUGAGCGAUCGUUCCGGUGUCACGUGCCUGCCCCCUAUAUAAAGAGCGGCGUGGUCAGAAAUUUUUUCUCUACCGGACGGGCGUCGUUGUGGUCGUGCGUGUACUUGAAUUGAGUUACCAUGGCUGACGGAGACCAGCAGGGAAACUACGGUGAAGGUGAUUUUUCUGCUGAUGGACAGUACGGUGACUAUAACGACGGUCAGUUUACAGACGGCCAGUAUCAACAGGAAGGCGACGGGAACGGCCAGACAAAUGAAGUCGCUCAAAAUGGCUCCGACUCCAAGACGAACGAAGACGAGAGGAAACUCUUUGUGGGCGGCAUUAGCUGGGACACGGACAACAAGGACCUUCGGGAGUACUUCUCGAAAUUUGGCGUCGUAGUGGACGUCAACAUCAAGACAGAUCCCACAACCGGAAAGUCCAGGGGCUUCGGCUUUGUCACAUUCACUGCUAAGGAAGCAAUCGAGGCUGUACUGAAGGCCACACCACACACAGUGAAGGGCAAGCAGAUCGACCCCAAACCUGCCAAGGCCCGCCCUGGCAUCAAGAAGAUCUUCGUUGGAGGCCUCGAGUCAGACAUGCCGGAAGCUGAUAUCAAGGCCUACUUCGAGAAGUUUGGACCCGUUGAGAACGUGGAGCUGCCCUUUGACAAGGCAAAGAAUCAGAGGCGCCAGUUUGCGUUCGUGACGUUUGAGCGAGAAGACUCGGUGGAGCUGGUGUGCCGUGAGCCCAAGCAGAAGAUCGGCAACAAGGAGUGUGACAUCAAGAAGGCGACGCCCAAGCCCGACGCCAGAGGCAUGCGCGGGGGCUGGGGCGGCGGCGGCGGUGGCUUCUCCGGGGCACGCGGCGGGCGCGGGGGACGCGGAGGACGAGGGCGCGGAGGAGGUUAUCAGCAAGGCUGGGGCAACCAGGGUGGCUAUGGCGGCGGUGGCUAUGGUGGCGGCUAUGGCCAAGGUGGCUAUGGCCAGGGUGGCUACGGUGGCUAUGGUAACUACGACUAUGGUGGCAGUGGCUAUGGCGGAGGCUACGACUACUCCGGGUGGAACUAUGGCGGCGGCCAGGGGGGUUACGGAAGUGGUGGAUACGGCCAACAACAGAGUAACUACAAGGCGCGCCGCGGUGGGGGCGGUGGCGCAAGUGGUGGUGGCGGCGGCUACCACCCCUACAGUCGUUAAUGGGGGAAGCUAACGGACUCCCAUUGUGCACCUCUUGCUGUUUCUCAUACCCACAUUACUACGUGUCUUUCGAGCAUAAAAAUGACCUGUUUGAUUUGUUUUUAAGCAGCCGUGGUUAGCAUCAUUACUUCCUCUUGUCUCAUGUUCAGUGUGUCCCCCCUUCAUCGAAGAACGAGCAACAAAACACCAACUGAUCUGUACAUAGCAGUUUUUCUUUUUUUUUUUACUGUGGCAGUAAAAACGAUUUAGUCAUCCAAA
Messenger RNA from Ixodes scapularis (black-legged tick), 3525 nucleotides. RefSeq names its product RNA-binding protein squid. Gene Ontology annotation, cellular component: nucleoplasm. Gene Ontology annotation, molecular function: RNA binding. The coding region runs from base 2212 to 3267 and encodes 351 amino acids. NCBI's taxonomy places the organism in Eukaryota, Metazoa, Arthropoda, Arachnida, Ixodida, Ixodidae. Gene Ontology annotation, biological process: regulation of gene expression. The record is from RefSeq and is a predicted model, not a curated record. The transcript has 7 exons.